Oxyura jamaicensis (ruddy duck) is the source of this 5857-nucleotide messenger RNA. RefSeq names its product vitellogenin-2. Bases 73 to 5640 code for a protein of 1855 amino acids. NCBI's taxonomy places the organism in Eukaryota, Metazoa, Chordata, Aves, Anseriformes, Anatidae. The record is from RefSeq and is a predicted model, not a curated record. The transcript has 35 exons. Gene Ontology annotation, molecular function: lipid carrier activity. Gene Ontology annotation, biological process: lipid transport.
CUGAUAAAAAACUUGAGAAUUCAGCAGAAUACAGCCACGUGUUCCUGAGCAUUCUUCCAUAAAAGUCUCACCAUGCCUGGCAGAGCCCCAUUCACCUUCACUAUGAGGGGAAUCAUACUAGCCCUAGCACUCACCCUUGCAGGUAGCCAGAAGUUUGAUAUCGACCCGGGAUUCAGUAGCAGAAAGAGUUACCUGUACAGCUAUGAAGGCUUUAUGUUGAAUGGGCUUCAAGAAAGAAGUUUGGCAAAAGCUGGUGUGCGCUUGAGCAGCAAGCUAGAGAUCAGUGGGCUAUCAGAGAACACUUACCUCCUCAAGGUCCGCUCCCCGCAAGUGGAGGAAUACAAUGGAGUCUGGCCCAGGGAUCCAUUCAGUAGAUCUUCCAAAAUCACACAAAUGGUCUCAUCGUGUUUCAGCCGGCCUUUCAAAUUUGAAUACAGUAGUGGACGGAUUGGAAACAUUUAUGCGCCAGAAGACUGCCCUGAUACAUGCAUUAACAUAGUGAGAGGAAUCCUGAACAUGAUGCAGAUAACCAUUAAAAAAUCACAGAAUGUCUAUGAAUUGCAAGAGGCUGGAAUUGGAGGUGUUUGCCAUACAAGAUAUGUCAUCCAGGAAGACAGGAAGAAUAGCCGAGUCUCUGUUACCAAAACUGUAGACCAAAAUAAUUGCCAGGAGAAGGUGAAGAAGAGUGUUGGAAUGGCUUACAUCUAUCCCUGUCCUGUUGACACGAUGAAAGAAAGGCUGGUAAAAGGGACUGCGGCCUUCUCCUACAAGCUCAAGCAGUCAGACAGUGGCACCCUGAUCACAGAGGUUGCAUCGCAGCAGGUGUAUCAGAUCUCGCCAUUCAGCGAACCUACUGGGGUUGCUGUCAUGGAAGCAAGACAACAGCUUACCUUGCUGGAAGUGAGAAGUGAGCGGGGGAGCGCCCCAGACAUUCCCAUGCAGAGCUAUGGAAGCCUUUUCUACCAGUUCCCAGACGCACUGCCACAGAUGCCCCUUCAGCUAGUCAAGACGAAAAACCCCGAGCAACGGAUAGUAGAAACGCUGCAGCACAUAGUCCUGAAUAACCAACAAGAUUUCCAUGACGAUGUUCCACAAAGAUUCCUAGAGCUUGUCCAGCUCUGCCGAAUAGCAAACACUGACAGUCUUGAGUCUAUCUGGAGACAAGUUUCAGAUAAACCUCGUUACAGGAGAUGGCUACUGAGUGCAGUUUCUGCAAGUGGCACCACAGAAGCACUAAAAUUCAUUAAGACCAGAAUUCGCAACGAUGAACUUAACUACAUUCAGACUCUUCUAACUGUUUCUUUGGCUUUCCAUUUAAUGAAGGUUGAUGAACACACUCUUCCAAUAGCAGCUGAUUUAAUGACUAGCUCUAGAAUUCAGAGAAAUCCAAUGCUUCAACAAGUUGCCUGCUUGGGAUACAGUUCUGUGGUCAAUAGAUACUGUUCUCAGACAUCAGCAUGUCCUAAAGAAGCUCUUCAGCCUGUACAUGACCUGGCAGAUGAAGCAAUCAGCAAGGGCCGUGAAGACAAAAUGAAAUUAGCUCUCAAGUGCAUUGGUAACAUGGGAGAACCAGCCAGCUUAAAGCGCAUCCUGAAGUUCCUUCCAAUAUCUUCAUCCAGUGCUUCUGAUAUCCCAACCCACGUUCACAUUGAUGCCAUCAUGGCCUUGAGAAAAAUAGCUUGGAAGGACCCCAGAACUGUGCAGGGAUAUCUCAUCCAGAUCCUUGCAGACCAGUCACUUCUCCCUGAAGUGCGAAUGAUGGCUUGUGCUGUUAUCUUUGAGACAAGGCCUGCCCUUCCUCUAAUAACAACGAUAGCUAAUGUGGUGAUGAAGGAGAGCAAUUUGCAAGUGGCCAGUUUCGUGUAUUCCCACAUGAAGGCUUUGUCGAAGAGCAGAUUACCGUAUAUGUACAACAUAUCUUCAGCUUGCAAUAUCGCCCUUAAGCUGCUGGCCCCCAAAUUGGACAGGCUGAGCUAUCGGUACAGCAAGGUCAUUCGUGUUGGUGGUUACUUUGAUAACUAUAGAGUUGGUGUUGCUGGCGAUGUCUUUGUUAUGAACAGCCCAGGAACAAUGUUCCCUUCAGCAAUAAUUUCCAAGUUGAUGGCAAAUUCUGCAGGUUCAGUGGCUGAUUUGGUGGAGGUCGGCGUCCGAGUGGAAGGCCUCACAGAUAUUAUAAUGAAGCGAAAUAUUCCAUUUGCUGAAUAUCCCACAUACAAGAAGAUAAAGGAGCUUGGAAAAACUCUGCUGGGAUGGAAAGAGCUGCCAACAGAGACCCCUUUGAUAUCAGCCUACUUGAAAAUAUUUGGUCAAGAAGUGGCCUAUGUCAACAUCAAUAAGGAAGUCCUGCAACAAGCUAUGAAGACGAUAGUAGAACCUGCUGACAGAAACACAGCGAUGAAGAGAAUUGCCAACCAGAUCCGCAAUGGCAUUUCAGGACAGUGGACACAGCCCGUGUGGAUGGGAGAGCUGCGAUAUAUUGUUCCCAGCUGCCUUGGCCUGCCGCUGGAAUACAGCUCAUACACCACUGCCCUAGCACGUGCUGCAGCCAACGUUGACGGAAAGAUGACCCCGCCUUUAACUGGAGAUUUUAGACUUUCUCAGUUGCUUGAAUCCACCAUGCAGAUUCGGUCUGACAUAAACCCAAGCUUAUAUGUACAUACAGUCGCAACAAUGGGUGUCAACACGGAAUACUUUCAACAUGCUGUUGAAAUUCAAGGCAAGGUCCAGAUGAGAGUGCCAAUGAAGUUUGAUGCCAAGAUAGACAUGAAAUUGAAAAAUAUUAAGAUUGAAACAAAUCCAUGCUGUGAAGAAACUGAGAUAUUGGUUGGAAGACAUAAGGCUUUUGCUGUAUCAAGAAACAUAGGAGAACUGGGUGUUGAAAAGAGGACCUCAAUUCUCCCAGGAGAUUCUUCAUCAAAUAUAGUGGAAGAACCUUUCAAUCCAACAGAGAGAGCUUCCAGAGAAAGUUUCACAAUGCAGGGGCCUGACAGCAUUCCAAGGACACAUUCUCAUAGCUCUCAAGAGGAUCUUCUCCAUGGCACCAGAAGAAAAAUACAUAAACGAGACAUUUGCAUCAAACUGCAUCGUCUUGGUUGUCAGCUCUGCUUUUUCAGAAGGUCACAAGAUGCCAGUUUCAUAAAAAAUACAUAUUUGCACAGAUUAAUUGGAGAACAUGAAGCUAAAAUUGUUUUGAUGCCAGUUCAAACAGAUGCUGAUAUUGACAAAAUUCAGCUGGAGAUUCAGGCAGGAUCCAGAGCAGCCUCCAAAAUAAUUCAUGAAGUAAACUCAGAGUCAGAGGAAGAGGAUGAGACAUCUCCAUACGAGGACAUUCAAGCUAAACUUAAGAAGAUUCUAGGCAUUGACAAUGUGUUCAGGGUUGCAAACAAAACACGACACCAGAAAAAGCGACCUUCUAAGAAAGAAAACACUAUGCUAACAGAGCUUGGGACAGACCCCAACGCAAAAACUCCCUCCAGCUCAUCUUCUGCCUCCUCAGCUGUUUCCUCUUCUUCCUCAUCAUCUGCUUCCUCUCCUGAUCAUAGAAAGCCCAUAGAUGAAGAUGACAAUGAUCAAGUAAAGCGAACUAGAAACAAAGACACAAGCCGCAGGAGCAGCAGCAGCAGUGGUAGUGGCAGCAGCAGCAAGAGCAGCAGCAGCAGCAGCAAGAGCAGCAGCAGCAGCAGCAAGAGCAGCAGCAGCAGCAGUAGCAGCAGCAACAGUAAGAGAAGCAGCAGCAGCAGUAGCAGCAGUAAGAGAAGCAGCAGCAGUAGCAGCAGCAGCAGCAGCAGAAGCAGCAGCAGCAGUAGUAGCAGCAGAAGUAGUAAGAGCAGCAGCAGCAAAGGUAGCAGUAGUAGUGCUAGCAGCAGCAGAAGUAAGUCAGUGAAUCACCACAGCCAUAGGCAUCACUCAAGAUAUCUGAAUGGCAGCAGUAGUAGCAGCAGUAGCAGUAGGUCAGUGAGUCACCACAGCCAUGGGCAUCACUCGGGACAUCUGGAAGAUGGCAGCAGCAGCAGCAGCAGCAGCAGCAGCAGCACAUAUUCCAAAAUAUGGGGAGGUCAUGAGAUUUAUCAGUACCGCUUUAGAUCAGCGCACAGACAAGAGUUCCCAAAAAGGAAACUCCCCGCUGACCAAUACAGCAGCACAUACUCCUCUACAAGAUCCAGUCGCGACACAUCCCGAGCUGCUUCCCGGCCUAAAUUUUUGGGUGAUGUCAAAACACCAGUGUUAGCUGUUUUUCUGAAUGGCGUUAGUAACAAUAAGAAGACAGGAGGCCUCCAGCUUGUGGUAUAUGCUGAUAUCGAUUCUGUCAGGCCCCGGAUGCAGGUAUUUGUGUCAAACCUCACAGAUUCAAGCAAGUGGAAGCUCUGUGCUGAUGCUUCAGUCCUCAAUGCUCACAAGGCAGUGGGUUACCUGAAAUGGGGCCGGAAUUGCCAGGACUACAAGGUUUCUACUGAGCUGGUAACUGGGCGGUUUGCUGGCCACCCUGCUGUACAAGUGAAAUUGGAGUGGCCUAAGGUUCCUUCAAGUGUCAGAUCAAUGGCAGAAUGGUUUUACAAUUUUGUCCCUGGGGCUGCAUUUAUGCUGGGGUUCUCUGAGAGAAUGGACAAGAAUCCUUCUCGACAAGCCAGGGUGGUUGUGGCUCUAACUUCUCCAAGGACAUGUGAUGUUGUUAUCAAGCUUCCUGAUAUGAUCCUCUAUGAAAAAGCCAUGAGACUUCCCCUGCCACUCCCUGUAGGUCCAAGGAUACCAGCUUCAGAGCUGCAGCCUCCAAUCUGGAAUGUCUUUGCUGAAGCCCCCUCUGCAGUGCUUGAGAAUUUGAAAGCUCGCUGCUCAGUUUCGCACAACAAGAUCACGACCUUUAAUGAAGUCCGGUUUAACUACACAAUGCCAGCAAGCUGCUAUCACAUCUUGGCUCAGGAUUGUAGCCCUGACCUUAAGUUCCUGGUGAUGAUGAGGAAUGCUGAAGAAGCUGUGAACCUUAAAGCCAUCAACAUCAAGCUUGGCAGUCACGAAAUUGAUAUGCAUCCUGCAAAUGGACAGCUGAAACUGCUGGUGGACGGGGUUGAAAGCCCCUCAACAAACAUUUCACUCAUAUCUGCAGGUGCUUCUUUGGGAAUCUACAGUGAAAAGCAAGGCCUUGUACUUGUUGCCCCAGCCUAUGGCAUUGAUAAAUUAUACUUUGAUGGGCACACAUUCAUGAUUCAAGUUGCUUUAUGGAUGGCAGGGAAAACAUGUGGAAUGUGUGGAAAAUAUGAUGCAGAAUGUGAACAGGAAUAUCGGAUGCCCAAUGGAUAUCUAGCUAAAGAUGCUGUGACCUUUGGCCAUUCUUGGAUUUUGGAAGAAACACCUUGUAGAGGAGCUUGUAAACUGCAUCGUUCAUUUGUGAAGCUUGAGAAGACAGUUCAGCUUGCAGGUAUAGAGUCCAAGUGCUACUCUACAGAGCCUGUGCUACGCUGUAGGAAAGGAUGCUCUGCCACCCAGACGACUCCAGUAACUGUUGGUUUCCACUGUCUUCCAGCUGAUUCGGCCACUAGCAUGACUGACAAACAGAUGAAAUUCGACCAGAAGUCAGAGGAUAUGCAGGAUACUGUUGAUGCACACAUAGCAUGUUCAUGUGAGAAUGAAGAAUGCAGUACAUGAAGCUGUACACUGCAGCACAGGAGAUAACUGAAACAUUUUAAUGUUUUUAUUGUGUGGUCUAAGAAGACUCAUCUUAAACAAUAGAAAUACUAAAUUAAAUACUUAAACAUGUGUGGAAUUUUCCUAAUUUAAAGUAUUAAACUUUAUUAUUGUAGAAACUGUUCUAAUUGCCUAUAAAUAUCUGAUUUCGUAAUAAAUAUGUGCAUGGAAAGAUUGA